Pan troglodytes (chimpanzee) is the source of this 3484-nucleotide messenger RNA. RefSeq lists its product as uncharacterized. Bases 1 to 789 code for a protein of 262 amino acids. The record is from RefSeq and is a predicted model, not a curated record. The transcript is spliced from 2 exons. NCBI's taxonomy places the organism in Eukaryota, Metazoa, Chordata, Mammalia, Primates, Hominidae.
AUGCUAGGGCUGUGGCGGUGCGAAGUGGCUCACCGACCGGCCUGCGUGGCGGGGACCGGACCGAGCCCGCCCAGUCCUGAGCGCAGCGCCUGCGGCUGCCGGCUACACCUGUCCCGCCGCAAGUCCGCCCCGCGCGGGGGACCGGGGGUGCUGCCGGGCACGAAGCUCAACGGGUUCUCUGCUGCAAGCGGCGGCUCGCGCCUGGAAGACCAGCGGCAGGAAGUGCGGGCAGCGGCCGGCCAGGUCCCCGGGGAGGCCGGGGCGCGGCGUGCACGUUCCUCCGCGCAGCUGGCGAGCCGCACCGCCCCCGCGGCACCUCCAUGCGCUCUUGGCCUGCUCGCUAGUCGCCGUCCUCUAGAGGAUUCAGCAGGACCGUUCCUCUUCCUCGGCCGCGAGCACGUGCGCGGGGGUGCGCGCGGAGGUCACGGUCACUGCGGGGCUCAGGGAAGGAGGCGCCGUGCCUGCAGGACUUCCCUUCGCUUGGGCGCAAGCCGGCGAUUAGCCUGGUCCCCUAGGACAUCUCCAGGGCUCCGGGGAACCUCUCCUGCGCAGGCUUGGCCCUGCCUCCUCCAAGCGUCCGAGUCUUUUUCGGCUUUUGGUGAGCCUCAGAGAGGGACGUUUCCUGCCAACGCUGCUGCGAAGGAAAGUUUGGGCGGCGUUAUCCCGACUGCCUUCCUCGCCAGCGCCGGCGAGCAGCUUGGGGACACAGCCGACGCCCGGGCAUCCUCCCCGACGACUCCCCGGAGCGCUCCCUGUUCAGACUCCUUUCCGAGAAGCACGCAGAAGUGACAGCCCCGGAGCUUCGUUCCGGUGUAGGUGUGGGGAUGCCCCGCAAGGCAGGAAGGGAAGGCGCUCCAAUUGAAGGGGGCACCCCGGGGCCCGCGCCGACUCCUCCCGGCGCAGCCUUGGCUCGCCGGAGUCGCGGGUCGGAGGCUGGCGCCGCUGCCCGCCGACCAGCACCCUGGCGCCAGGCGCCCGGCUCCACGCCGCACCCUUGGCGGCGCUGUGCGAGGGGCUCUAGCGCCCGCCGCGGCGCAGUCUCGUGAACCCCGCUUCAAUUUUUUCCUACGGAGGCGCAGAGGAGGGUGAAUUCGCGCUCUCCUUCCCGACGCCCCGGCUUCUGGGAGCGUCAGAGCAACGGAAGUACGUACAGGAGGACCGAGAGCAGCAGGGAAGUUUGGCGGUGGGCUGGGGUCGGCGGCGAAGAUUCCCUGCCGUGCGCUGCCCCCUCGUGGCCGCUUUGCGUUCCCGUCGGGAAGGGCUGGGUUCCAGUCCAGGGCCCAGCACAAACCAGGAUUGGCUGGACGCUGCACAGCGAGUUCAGUCAGGGCUAACAUCAGAAGAGUCGUGGAGGGCCUGCCUAUCGGCCAGCCUGUCCUUGUGGUUUGUGAAGUUGUAUGAUCUUUCUGUUAUUAUUAAGGAAAAAAGUAGUAUUUGUUGAGGCUAAAAGGCCAAGACUGUGCUAUAUAUUAUUUAAUCCUCUAAACAGCUCUGCGAGAUAAUUAUUUUAUUUAUUUAUAUUUACUUCCAUAGCUUUAGACAGGAUCUCGUUCUGUCAGGCAGGCUAGAGCGCAGGGUGCUAUCACGGCUCACUGCAGCCUCAAACUCUUGGGCUCAAGCCAUCCUUUCACCUCAGCCUCCUGAAUAGUGGAAACUACAGGCGUGCCACCGCGCCUGGCUAAAUUUUUAAUUUAAAUUUUUUGUAGCGACGGGGUCUCCUUAUGUUGCCCAGGCUAGUCUCAAACUCCUGGGCUCAAGAGAUGCUCCAACCUCAUCUUCACAAAGUGCUGGGAGUACAGGCGCCAGCCACGGUGCCCAACCUGUGAUAAUUAUUUUAAACUCAUUUUACAAAUGAGGAAAGUGAUAUUCAUACUUGUAAAGCCAUUGGGGCUGAAUUUUCAUUUUUGUAUCCACAGAACUAACACAUAAAGUUUACAUGCCAUUAGAAUGUAAGCUCUCUGUAAGCUACAGAUCUUUUCCACUGUAAUAUCCUUAGUGCCUAGGGCAGUGCCUAGCAUAUAGUAGGUGUUCAAUAAAUAUUUGUAGAAUGAAUGAAAGGAUACGUCUCUCUUUCUCUCUCUCUCUCUCCCUCUCUCUCUCUCUCUCUCUCUCUCUCAUCACCUACUGGUGAUUUGAAGGCAGAUCUUAGUAUCUCAAUUACACAUAUCCUGGGCUUAUAUCAGGAUGCUAGUCCCUGGAAACUUUGCUUCUGAUAGCAGCAGGUGGCUUUCUUAACCUGGAUGUCUCUCAGCAAUGUGGAUUUCCAUCUGUAUGAUUUACAUCAGCGCCAACAACAGGGUGAGAUGGAAAGCAUCGCAGAGCUGCCUGGCUUCCCUUGAGGGCCGAAGGAAGGGCACACACCUCGCAGUGCAUGGAAACAUUCACAUGUGCCACCUUUCACUCUUACCCUUGCUCAGGAACAAGGGGAAUUGUUUAGAGAACCCAGGAUGCUUGAUCCAAGAGCAGAUGGUAGACAAGGGGGAGCAUAAAGAGGGGGCCCAUCAGGCACUGGAAGGGCUCACAGAGAGCAAGGACUGCCUGUGAUGACAUGCCCUGGUGCUUUUGGUUGCAAGCAACAGAAACCAACUCUAGGUAAAUUUUAAAGGGAGCAGAAUAUACACUAAUAAUACGAGGCAUCUCAUAGGAUCCCAGGCUAAGAGCUGAGCCAGAUUAGCACAGAUAGAGCCCGCAGUGUGUGUUGCUGUCCCUGUCUCUAGUUGAUGACUCAACCCUUCACUUUCUUGCACCAGCUGCCUCUGCUUCCCAACCCACAUGACAGAAAAUGCGGUCAAAUCUUCAUGAGCCUUUCUUCCAACAACAUCAGCCACUCCUGGAAGUUCUAAAACUCUAUCACUAGUAUGGACCAGCGGUCACUCUUUGGACCCGUGUGCCUUGGCCACAGGAGCAGGAUCAUCUGAAACCUGGCAGCACUCUCUGUAGUCACACAGGAGAAGUGAGAAUUUCCAGAAGAAUUGCUGUGCUGGGCAGUCAGAACCACAGAUGCCCGUGCCAGAAGCUCACCGCCACAUCUCUGCCCUCAGUACAUCUUUAUCUUGCACGACCCAAGACAGACAAGAGCAAGAGAGAGCCACUUAAGCCCACCUUUCCCAGCUUUCUUCUGCCUCCACUUUACCCCUUUUGCCCCUGCCAUAACCAGCACCCACAGGACACACAGACUAUGCACCCAGAUGUCCACAGUGACUGGGCAGGGCAUGAAAUUAAUGAAGCAGGGUGAACCCCAGGCAAUAGGGCCUGGUGGGGACUGCAGUGAGCUUUGUCUGCACCCUUCAGAGGAAGUAGCUGCUGCCCAGCUCCAGCCCUGGGGGAAUGACGACCAAAUGUUGUUAGAUCUUCAUACCUUUCAAGAGAAGUUGGAAGUGCUGCUUUUUACAUGACAUCUCCUGAUGUUCAACAGUUGGCAACCGAUUUAGUUCUCAAAAACCCCCAUAUUAGCCAAACAAAAUAAAUGUGUGGUCAAAUUGGC